Messenger RNA from Dipodomys ordii (Ord's kangaroo rat), 1647 nucleotides. It is a transcript of the gene Rufy4, whose product is annotated as RUN and FYVE domain containing 4. Gene Ontology annotation, biological process: positive regulation of macroautophagy. Bases 1 to 1647 code for a protein of 548 amino acids. Lineage: Eukaryota; Metazoa; Chordata; Mammalia; Rodentia; Heteromyidae. The record is from RefSeq and is a predicted model, not a curated record. The transcript has 11 exons.
AUGACAGAAGAGGGGACCAGGCUGAAGAUCACCAGGGACCUGAAAGCGGCCGUCUCUGCCAUCCUGCAGGGCUAUGGGUCCGGGCAGGGGCCAGUGACAGAUGCCAGUGCUGAGCUGCACAGACUCUGCGGCUGCCUGGAGCUGCUACUGCAGUUUGACCAGAAAGAGCAGAGGAGCUUCCUGGGGCCUCGGAAGGACUACUGGGACUUCCUGUGCACUGCCCUGCAGCGGCAGCGAGGGGGCGCAGACCUGACCCGCCUGGUCUGCUCACAGGACAAGCUGAAGACUGCUCUGGGCAAAGGCCGAGCCUUCAUCCGAUGCUGCCUCGCCCGUGGACAGCUGGCUGAGUCCCUGCAGCUCUGCCUCCUGAGCCCAGAACUUUCCAGGGAAUGGUACGGCCCCCGGAGCCCUCUCUUGUGCCCUGAACUCAAAGAAGACAUCUUGGACUCUCUCUACACCCUCAAUGGGGUGGCCUUCGACUUGGAUCUGCAGCGGCCAGACCUAGAUGGAGCCUGGCCCAUGUUCUCAGAGUCCCGCUGCUCCAAUUCCAGCCAUACCCAGGGAAGAAGAGCCAGAAAGACUAAAGAUUUUCCAAAAGAGAUCACAUCGGGGAGCACCCAAAGAGCCAGCUGUCAGCGAGAUGCACCCAGAGAAAACCUAUCGCCUGCUCCUUCCAGGUCCCAGCAACACGAGCAUUUUCCUUCCUUUUCGGAAAAGAAGAAAGAAGAUUCCAGAAGCCUCAGGUCUUCCCAGAACACUGAGGGAAAGGAGCUUCCACUAGACCAGGAGGGAGACCCAGACCCUGGGAAAUAUCUGGAGAAUUUGACAGCAAGUAUCCAGCAACAGAGGAAAGGAGGCAAGGAGGCUCAGACGGUAACAAAGAUGGAGGCUGAAGGCAAGGAGGUUCUGCUAGGUAUAAAGGUUCCAAGAGCAACAGAGGAGGCUCACAGAGGAGAAGCAGGGAAGCAUCCUGUCCAGGAGCUGCUGGCCUCCACACCCCAGGAAAUGACAGAGGAAGCUGCAUCAGAAAACAGGCAGGGGCAGGAGUCCUGUGCCCUUUGGGACCAGGGAACAGAGGGAGGUUCCACCCCAGAGAAUCCAGAAGAACAAACAGGAUGGACCAGUGUAGCCAGGAGGGAGGAGCACGCAGAGCUGUCCUUACAGGAUGUGGUCAAGAGCCUCAGACAGAAGCUCCAGCAGGCUGAGGAGCGGGCCCAGGGCCAGGAGCAGCUUCUGCGAGUAUGGGAGGGUGAGAGGCUGGCACUCCAGGAACAGCUCAGCAGGUAUCAGGGAGAGAAUGCGCGGCUGCAGGUGGAGCUGGAACAGAAGCAACGGGAGGCUGAGAGGAGGGACGCCAUGUAUGAAGAGGAGCUCAGAGGGCAGCGGGACCUGGUCCAGACCAUGAAGAAGAGAGUUCUGGAAUUGAUUCACGAGAAGGACCAGCAGUGGCAGAGGCUCCAGCAGCCCUCCAUGGCUGCCUUGGGCCCAGGGUGCUGUGUGGGCUGCAGCAAGGUCUUCGGCCGUCUGUCUCGGCGCUAUCCAUGCAGGCUCUGCGGGGGUCUGGUGUGCCACGCCUGCUCAGCAGAUUACAAGAAAAGAGAGCGAUGUUGCCCAGUCUGUGCCCAGGGAAGAGCCCAAGUUACCUGA